Messenger RNA from Penicillium egyptiacum, 1104 nucleotides. The record is from the annotation of a GenBank genome assembly. Lineage: Eukaryota; Fungi; Ascomycota; Eurotiomycetes; Eurotiales; Aspergillaceae.
AUGUACGCCGUCGAGGAUAGACAUCAUCCCGUCCCACCUCCACUCUCAAUGGAUCGCAUCUCUGCUCCGUCCGUCCAGUACCCGCCGGGGACCAACUCGCUACGCCAAUCCGACCAUUUGGCACCUGUGACAAACUACCAAGACGGUCGCUCCUGGUCAUUACAAGUAGUGCAGCAGCCCAUCAGGGCUCGCAUGUGUGGAUUUGGUGACAAGGACCGGAGACCCAUCACUCCCCCACCGUGCAUUCGUCUCAUUGUGCGCGACGAGCAAACCGAUAAGGAAAUCGAUAUCAAGUAUGCCCAGCCAGUUGCUCUACGUCUCUAUAACCCUCAGCUUUCUAACCAUCUCUCCCUCUUUAGUGAGAUCGAUACAUCGUUCUAUGUGCUCACCGUCGACCUGUGGAAUGCCGACGGUACCAGCGAAGUCAACCUCGUCAAGCAUUCCGCCACCUCCCCUUCCAUCUCUACCGCCAUGUCCUCCUCAUACCCUCCCCCGCCUCAGAGCGUCUCUCCGACCUACCCGGGCUACAACCAGAACCAGUACCCCGUGGGCUACCCUCCGCAGAUGAACAACUACUACGGUGGUCAGCAAGUGGCGUACCAAAAUCAAUACGGCCAGCCAGUGACGUACCCACAAUACUACUCCGGUGGUCAAAUGCCAGCGUCUAUGUCACCCGCCGCGCAACCUGUCACUGGUGGACCGGGUGGCAUGUUCACUCGCAAUCUCAUCGGAAGUCUCAGCGCCAGUGCUUUCCGGUUGACAGACCCAGACAACAAAAUCGGUGUGUGGUUUAUCCUGCAAGAUCUGAGCGUACGGACAGAAGGCACUUUCCGUCUGAAAAUGAGCUUCGUUGAUGUGGGCACGUCUGCCGAAACUUCCAACGGCGCCCCGGUCAUCAAUCACGGAACCGCACCUGUUCUAGCCUCGGUUUUCUCUGAACCUUUCCAGGUCUUCUCCGCCAAAAAGUUCCCCGGCGUUAUUGAGAGCACCCAGCUCAGCAAAUGCUUUGCAUUACAGGGUAUCAAGAUCCCCAUUCGCAAGGACGGGGUAAAGGGUCCCCGCCGAGGUGGAGAUGGAGACGACGAUGAUGAAGGCGACUAUUAA